This is a messenger RNA of Cololabis saira (Pacific saury), 7717 nucleotides long. Its product is annotated as NACHT, LRR and PYD domains-containing protein 12-like. Lineage: Eukaryota; Metazoa; Chordata; Actinopteri; Beloniformes; Belonidae. The record is from RefSeq and is a predicted model, not a curated record. Bases 129 to 4451 code for a protein of 1440 amino acids. The transcript has 16 exons. Gene Ontology annotation, molecular function: protein binding.
CCGCUCAAAGUCCACAAUGAUAACGACAGAGACAAAAUCUGUCCGUCAGGAGGGAGAACUUACUGAUCAAGCAGGAAAUAAUCAGAAAUACUUUUGUCCAGAAUGAACCGUCCAACUGCAGCAGAGAGAUGAAGAACAUGAACAGAAUCAUCAGUUUUAUGCUUUAUGGUCUGUUUUUGUGCUCCUCGGUUUUCUCUAAUGAUGAUACACAGGUCUCCUGUCAGGUCAGCAAGACUUGUAUGUUACCCUGCAGUUUCACAGCUCAUGAUGACGUUGUCAUCCACUGGAUUCAAAAGACUCCACCAGAGUCCCGGGUUCACUCCUACUAUCGCAAACAAGACCGACUGGGAGAGCAGCACCAGAGGUUCAGACGAAGAACAUCUCUGUUUAAUGACCAGAUCUCCAGAGGAAACGCUUCCCUGCUGCUGAGAGGAGUGAAGGUUCAGGACCAGGGCAGAUAUCUGUGUAACGUCAGCACCAUCACUGGAAAUAAGGAGAACUUCAUCCACCUGAAUGUGAACGCUCCAGUCCAGCACAUCAACAUAGAACAGGUACAAAAUAAAAUCACCUGCAGCUCAGAGGGGAUCUAUCCUGAACCUGGACUCAUCUGGACCACCAGUCCUCCAUCCAGCAUGAACCUGCAGAACCCACCAACAGUCCAGGAGACUGAACAGCAGCUUUACAGCAUCAGCAGCUCUCUGAUACUUUCAGACGGAGAUCCUGACCUGGACUACAUCUGCACCGUCAGCACUCCAGCAAACAGCAGGAGAUCCACUUUGCUUCAACCAGCUGUUAUAAAUGGAUCAAACACUGAAACAUACAUCUCCUGCUCAACCGCCAAUUAUCCAAUAAAGUAUCUCACCUGGACAUUUAACCAUAAAGAGAUCAUCCUGACCCAGAGCGGAGAUGAAGGGCGCUACAAAACUACAGAGAGGUGGAAGCAGCAUGUGAUGACUGUAUCAGAGACAGGAGGUCUCACUCUGAAGCAUUUAUCUUUAGACCAGACGGGAACAUACAAAUGUGAACUCAGGGAUGAAGAGGAAACAUACGUGAAAUACACCUUUCUUCACAUACCAAAAGACCGGACUGGAGUUAUUGUAGGAGUGGUGGUGGGUGUAAUGCUGCUGCUGCUGGUGGUCUUGGUUUCUGGAGUCGUUGGUUACAAAUACAGGAAAAGGAAGAGGAGGAAUAAAAUAAAUAAAGAGGAUGUUCUGGUUGACUUGGGCAUGGAGGAGCACGGCUCAACAGAAGGGGUUAAACAGAGACUGAUCUCAGCUAUGAAGAACCGCGGAGAAGUUCGAUUAGUUGAUUGUAAACUCUCAAAGACUCACUAUAAAGUAAUUGCGUCCGCUCUGAAGUCCGACCCCUCCGAUCUGACAGAACUGGACCUGAGUGGGAGCGACCUGCAGGAUUCAGGAGUGAAGAUUCUGUCUGAUGGACUGAAGAGUCCAAACUGUAGACUGGAGACUCUCAGAUUGAAGAGCUGCAGUUUGUCAGAGAUCAGCUGUUCUUCUCUGGUCUCAGCUCUGAAGUCCAACCCCUCCCAUCUGAAACUUCUGGACCUGAGCUGGAACCAGAACCUGCAGGAUUCAGGAGUGAAACAUCUGAGUGGAUUUCUGGAGAGUCCAGAGUGCAGACUGGAGACUCUGAGUUUGCAGAGCUGCAGUUUAUCAGAGAUCAGCUGUUCUUCUCUGGUCUCAGCUCUGAAGUCCAACCCCUCCCAUCUGAAACAUCUGGACCUGAGAUUCAACUACAAGCUGCAGGAUUCAGAUGUGAAGCAGCUGUCUGAUCUGGUGGAGAAUCCAGACUACAACCUGCAGACUCUCAGCAGUCAGCUUCAAACACAUGACGAUGUGACGUCUGAGGACCAGGAUGACUCCGGGGAAGUGAUGACCUCCAGGAGUGACAACUAUACUGUAAAAAUGUGGUUGAAAGACACUUUGGAGGAUUUGGACUCCAGUGGGCUGAAGGAAUUCCACUGGUACCUGAAUAUUGCAGAAGAAUCAAAGGAUGGUUUCAAACCGAUCCCAGUGUGUGAUCGGGAGCAUGCAGACAUAUUGAAGACAGCAGAUCUGAUGAUGCAGAGGUUCUCCUCAAAGACCAAAGAGGUGGCCGAGACGAUUUUAAAGAAGAUGAAAAGAGAUAAAGUUUGUAAAAAGUUGAAGUCUAAGCUGAAGGAGAAGCACCAGCAUGUGUCUGAGGGGAAUAUUAAAGCAGGAAACCCAACCCCUCUGGAGCAGAUCUACACGGAGCUCUACAUCACAGAGGGAGGGACCGGAGAGGUCAACGAUGAACAUGAAGUCAGACAGAUUGAAGCAGCUUCCAGGAAACCAGAAAGAGCAGAAACAACCAUCAGACAGGAAGACAUCUUUAAACCCCCACCUGGAAGAGAUGAACCAAUCAGAACAGUGAUGACGAAGGGAGUGGCCGGCAUCGGGAAAACAGUCCUAACACAGAAGUUCAGUCUGGACUGGGCUGAAGGCAGAACCAACCAGGACAUCCAGUUCCUGCUUCCAUUCACCUUCAGACAGCUGAAUGUGCUGAGAGAGAAGAAGUUCAGCUUGGUGGAACUUGUUCAUCAUUUCUUCUCUGAAACCAAAGAAAUCUGCAGCUUUGAAGAGUUCCAGGUCUUGUUCAUCUUUGACGGUCUGGAUGAGAGUAGACUUCCUCCGGACUUUCACAACUCUACAAUCCUCAGUGACCCCAGAAGGUCCACCUCGGUGGACGUGCUGCUGACAAACCUCAUCAGGGGGAACCUGCUUCCUUCUGCUCGUCUCUGGAUCACCACACGACCCGCAGCAGCCGAUCAGAUCCCUCCUUACUGUGUUGACAUGGUGACAGAGGUCAGAGGGUUCACUGACCCACAGAAGGAGGAAUACUUCAGGAAAAGGUUCAGAGAAGAGGAGCAGAGCAGCAGGAUCAUCUCCCACAUCAAGACAUCACGGAUCCUCCACAUCAUGUGCCACAUCCCAGUCUUCUGCUGGAUCACUGCUACGGUCCUGGAGAACGUCCUGGAGAAUGUCCUGGAGACCAGAGAGGGAGGGGAGCUGCCCAAGACCCUGACUGAUAUGUACAUCCACUUCCUGGUGGUCCAGGUCAAACUGAAGAAGGUCAAGUAUGACGGAGGAGCUGAGACGGAUCCACACUGGAGUCCAGAGAGAAGGACGAUGGUGGAGUCUCUGGGAAAACUGGCUUUUGAGCAGCUGCAGAAAGGAAACCUGAUCUUCUAUGAAUCAGACCUGAGAGAGUGUGGCAUCGAUGUCACAGAGGCUUCAGUGUACUCAGGAGUGUUCACCCAGAUCUUUAGAGAGGAGAGCAGCCUGUACCAGGACCAGGUCUUCUGCUUCAUCCAUCUGAGUGUUCAGGAGUUUCUGGCUGCUCUUCAUGUCCAUCAGACCUUCAUCAGAACUGGAGUCAACCUGCUGGAGGAGCAGAAGAAUACCUCCUGGUGGAUAAGUGCAGACACUCACUUCUAUCAGACAGCUGUGGACAAGGCCUUACAGAAUCCCAACGGACACCUGGACUUGUUCCUCCGCUUCCUCCUGGGUCUUUCACUGGAGACCAAUCAGAACCUCCUACGAGGUCUGUUGGAACCAGAACAAAGAAGAUCAAAGAACAAUCAGGAAACAGUUAAAUACAUCAAGAAGAAGAUCAGUGAGGAUCUGUCUGCAGAGAGAAGCAUCAACCUGUUCCAUUGUCUGAAUGAACUGAACGAUGGUUCUCUGGUGGAGGAGGUCCAAGAGUUCCUGAGAACAGGACCUCUCUCCACAGAUAAACUGUCUCCUGCUCAGUGGUCGGCUCUGGUCUUCAUCUUACUGUCAUCAGAAGAUCUGGAGGUGUUUGACCUGAAGAAAUACUCAGCUUCAGAGGAGGCUCUACGGAGGCUGCUGCCGGUGGUCAAAGCCUCCAAGAAAGCUGUGUUGAGAGACUGUAAGUUCUCAGGGAACAUCUGUCCACUUCUGUCCUCAGUUCUCAGCUCUCAGUCCUCCAGUCUGACAGAACUGGACCUGAGUCUCAACCGCCUGAAGGAUUCUGGACUGAAGAAGCUGUGUCCUGGACUGGAGAGUCCACACUGUCACCUGGAGUCUCUCAGGUUGCAGCGCUGCGGCCUGUCAGAGAUCAGCUGUUCUUCUCUGGUCUCAGCUCUGAAGUCCAACCCCUCCCAUCUGAAACAUCUGGACCUGAGUGUGAACAACCUGCACGAUUCAGGAGUGGAACAUCUGAGUGGAUUUCUGGAGAGUCCAGACUGCAGACUGGAGACUCUGGGAUUGAGGAGGUGCAGGUUGUCAAAGAUCAGCUGUUCUUCUCUGGUCUCAGCUAUGAAGUCCAACCCCUCCCAUCUGGAACAUCUGGACCUGAGAUACAAUGACCUGCAGGAUUCAGACGUGAAGCAGCUUUCUGAUCUGGUGCAGAGUCCAGACUUCCAGCUGCAGGAUCUCAGGUGGAAAUAAUAAGAGUGACCAGGACGGAUGAGUCUUGUCCUGAUCGCCCUCAGAGUUGAAGAAGCACCAGUUUGUGUGGACAGACUCUGACUGGACCGUGAUGAAGAUGAAGAUGAAGAUGUACAUAGUUUCAGCUCAGUUUGUUUCUGUCUUCCAGCGUUUUACAAACUUCUCAGAUAUUCAGUCCCCUGAUCUCAUUGAGUAACUGUAUUUACCAAAUCAAUGAGUGGAUGUGCCAGAAUUUUCUCCAGCUAAAUGCAGAAAAGACAGAGGUGAUCAUUUUUGGCCCUAAGAAUGAAAGGGAAAAGAUCAGCGCUCACCUUGGCUCAAUGUCAUUGACAGCUACAAAUCAACCCAGAAAUCUUGGUGUAAUUAUUGACUCAGACCUGAACUUCAACAGCCAUCUAAAGUUUAUCACUAAAUCUGCCUAUUACCACCUGAAAAAAAUUGCUAGAAUUAAGGGGAUUCUCUCUAAACAAGACAUGGAAAAACUUAUUCAUGCAUUCAUUUUCAGUAGGUUGGAUUAUUGCAAUGGCAUCUUUACAGGCCUUAACAAGAAAUCUAUCAGGCAGCUGCAGCUGAUCCAGAACGCUGCCGCCAGAGUCCUUACAAACACCAGGAAACUGGACCACAUUACACCAGUCAUGAAAUCACUACACUGGCUUCCAGUUAGUCAAAGGAUAGAGUUUAAAAUCUUACUGCUGGUCUACAAAGACCUGAAUGGUCUUGGACCAAAAUACAUGGUUGGUCUGUUAGUUCCCUAUGAAGCUCCCAGACCCCUGAGCUUCAUCUGGAUCUGUUAGUUCCUAUGAAGCUCCCAGACUCCUGAGGUUCAUCUGGAUCUGUUAGUUCCUAUGAAGCUCCCAGACUCCUGAGGUUCAUCUGGAUCUGUUAGUUCCUAUGAAGCUCCUAGACCCCUUAGGUCUUCUGGAUCUGGUUUGUUGUGGUUCCAGAACCAGAACCAAGCAAGGUGAGGCAGCGUUCAGUUAUUCUGCUCCUCACCGGUGGAACAAACUUCCUGUAGACCUGAGGUCUGCUCCAACUGUCAGCUCCUUUAAAUCAGGGUUAAAAACAUUACUGUUUACUCAAGCGUACUCUUAAAUUAAACCUGCUGUAUUCUACUGCCCUUAUUUUUAACAGCUUGUGCUUUUUAUUAUUUUACUUCUUUUCUUAUCAUCUUAUUCAAUCAUAUUUGUUAUUUACUGUCUAAUUAUGUCGAAGUAUUUACUGUCUAAUUAUGCCUUGCCGCUUUUAAUGUCAAUGUAAAGCACUUUGAAUUACCUUGUGUUGAAUUGUGCUAUAUAUAUAAAUUUGCCUUGCCUUGCCAUUCAUGUAUUUCAGUGGCAGCCAGUGUAGUUUUCUCCAGGGGGGUUUAUACCAUACUCCAAAAUAGAAACGCAGGCAAAUGAUGUACUAAAGUAUCACUUCUGUAUUUGAAUAAAUUAAAUCAACAAUAGCAACAUUAUAAGGAAAUGCAGUAUUUUAUUUAAUAAUAAUAAUAAUGACUUGGAUUUAUAUAGCGCCCUUCUAGGCCUCCAGAGCGCUUUACAGAAAUCAUUAUUCAUUCAUCCACAUCCUCUCUGGUGGUGGUAGCUACAUUGUAGCCACAGCUGCCCUGGGGCAGACUGACGGAAGCGUGGCUGCCAUAUCGCGCCAAACGGCCCCUCCGACCACCACCAACAUUCAUACACAUUCAUAUACAUUCACACGGGGCAAGCUGGGUAAGGUGUCCUGCCCAAGGACACUACGACAGCAAACUGGGACAGAGCGGGAUUCGAACCGCCGACCUUCCGAUCAUUGGACGACCCGCUCUACCACCUGAGCUACUGCCGCCCCUGUAUUUCUUGUACAUACAUUUUGUGUGAACUUUUUAUGACAAGUUUCUUUUCCAUAGAGAGCAGGGCCGAUGCAUUAAUACGAUGCUGUGCUGUUAUGUUCAAUGAGGAAGGUCUUGAUUCUCAGAAGCCUCUCAGAUAAGUAGAGAUUAUUCCCAUGAAGAGCUACUACAGAGACACAGUCCCUGAGAGUUUUCCUGAAGAUUAUUCCCCAUGAAGAGUUGCCACAGAGCCACAGUCUCUGAGAAGAUUCCUGAAGAUUAAGAUAAGAUAAGAUAAGAUAUCCUUUAUUUUCUCCCUCAGUGGGGAAACUUAUUUUUGUUGUCAGCAGUACACUUAGCACACACAUGCAGGGGAGGUUGUAAAAAGAUUAUUCCCCAUGAAGAGCUGCUACAGAGCCACAGUCUCUGAGAAGUUUCCUGAAGAUUAUUCCCCAUGAAGAGCUGCUACAGAGCCACAGCACUCACCGCUGCUGUAGGUGAGGGCCAGUUCAGUUUUCAACGUGCUCUUGUUCAGGGUUAGGGUUUAGGGUUUAGGGUUAGGGUUAGGGUUAGGGUUUAGGGUUAGGAUUUAGGUUUAGGGUUUAGGGUUAGGUUAGGGUUAGGGUUUAGGGCUAGAGUUUAGGGUUAGGGUUUAGGGUUAGGUUAGGGUUAGCGUUUAGGGUUAGGGUUAGGGUUAGGAUUUAGGGUUAGGGUUAACAAGAACAAGGAUAAACCCCCAUGGUGUUCAGUAGGGUUAGGGUUUAGGGUUAGGGUUAUGAUUAGGGGUUAGAGUUAGGGUUAGAGUUAGGGUUAUGAUUAGGGUUUAGGAUUUAGGGUUAGGGUUAGUGUUAACGUUAGGGUUUAGGGUUAAGGUGAACAAGAACAAGGAUAAACCUCCACGGUGUUAGGGUUAGAGGUUAGGGUUAGGGUUAGGGUUAUGAUUAGGGUUUAGGAUUAGGGUUAGGGUUUAGUGUUAGGGUGAACAAGAACAAAGAUAAACCUCCAUGGUGUUCAGUGCUGCUUCAGGGUUGUUGCUGGAAUCUGUUUUGGUGAAGGAGAACCGUGUCUCAAACCUAAAACACCAAGGCAUCAAUGUAAUAGAAUACAGAGAUAUAAGGGGUAUAAGUCAGCUUUACAGUAUGUUAGAGCCAUAUAUGAACAAAGUUAUUAUAUAAUUUAGAUUUUGUAAUAUUUGAUUUAACUGUAUGUUGAGUAAUACAUCGUUUUUAAUAUCAGUCCACAAGGUGCUUGUUUAAUAUUAAUAAUCACUGCAGCUUUCUCAUUGGUUACGUAUAAAUCAUGUGAUGUUCGUGUAUUUUGUUUUGUGAAGCUAUGGAACCGAGGGAGAACACUAGUUUUGACCGUGCUUGCAUGAGAAUAUUAUUUUGUCAUAUUAUCACACAGUUUUUGUUUUUUGUAAUUGAAUGAAAGGUUUUUCAGUAAACUUUUGAAAUAAAAA